AAUCUCUAUGUUUAUAAGCUAAUUAAAAGACGACUGUAAUUUUUACUACAGAAGUUCUUAUAGUUUGCAUGCAUGCACUUUCUCUAUCACACAUGAACAUAUGGCCAUGGUGCAAAAUUAAAGACUUUUAGUUUCAGUUCAUAGUCCAAAGAGUCAUAAAUUCCAUCAUCUAAUACUUAAAAAUUAUAUGAUGCUGAAAUAGUAAAUUGAUGUGAUCUACCAUAUGGAAUUGUCUGUGAUACAGCUAUUAAAUUUUUAUUGACUUCUUUGAAAGAAAGAAAAAUAAAGUCACAAUCACAUAUAUUUAAGCGAUUUAUAUAGGAGUUAUAAUUUUAUUUUUCUUGUACUUAUUUUUGAUAUUUAAUUGAAAUGCAGAAAAUGUCAGAGAGGAGUCUAUUGGUAUUUAUUGCAAUCCAACAAAAAUGUUCAAUAUCGUAAGUGGCUUAACAAAUGUACAAAAACAAGCGAUAGUGGAUAUGGGUUUGGGAGGUAUUUUAUAUAUUCCUGAUAUAAGAAUGCGUCGUUGCCUUUGUUAUUGGUUAAUGAUUAAGGUAAAUAUAGAAACACGUAUAAUUAAAAUAAGAGAUUACGAGGUGUCACUAUCAGAAAAGGAUGUCGUUUACUUGAUGGGAUUACGUGCUGAAGGUGAUAUUGUUAUGCUUUGCAAUGAAAGUGUUGACCCGGAAAUUUUGAAAUAUUAUGUUGAACCAUUCACGAAGAAAAUUACAAUCUGACACCUUAUAAAUUGUAUUGGUUCAUCUGAUGGAGCAGACGAUCAUUUUAAGAGAUCUUUUGUGCUUCUAUUACUGGGACUUGUGCUAACUCCUAUAAAUGAUAAGGAUUAUAUACCCCAAUAUUAUCUAAACAUUCUGGUUGAUGUCAAAAAAAUAUAUUUAUACAAUUGGGCUAGAUUCACUCUUGACUUCUUAUUUUCAAGCAUUACAAGUCAGAGGAAAAAAAAUGCUAAGUACGCAAAUGGGUGUAUGCUUCUAUUACAGGUAAAUUCUUUAAUUUAAGUGAGCUAAUAAUUUUAUUUUUACUAUUUUAUCUUAUAGUAACUAUAUAUGCUUGUCAUUUAUAUUAGCUGUGGUAUUAUGAGCACUUCAGAUUUCCGGGUAAUGACUUUGAUUACAAUGCUAAAAGUCUUCCAAUAAUGGCACAUUGGACUGAGAAGCGAUGUGCAUCAAGAGAGAACUAUGAAAAUUUAUUUGGUCGCGCUGAUAACAAAAUGUAUCAUGAAUUACAAAAAAAGUUAGUAGUAGUAUUUGAUUUAGCGAUGCCUUACAUGCAACAAGAAACAACUGAUGCUUCAGAAGGACACCAUGCAACAACAUCCAAUCAAAAGGAACAUUAUGCUACUUUUGAAAAUAAAUCCAAUGGUCAAGCUGGUCAAAACUUGAGGCCAAAUCAUGGAGAAGAAAAAGAAGAGGCAAAGGAGGAGAAGGAAAAAGACGAAGAGGAUGAGGAAAAUGAUGAGGUUUCAGUUGAAACAUUUGAUUACAUGGACAAACAUAUGCUAUCAUUUCGUAUGGCUUCAGUUGAACGGAGUGUGCAUUGCUUAGAAAAUAUUAUAAAAAAAUAUGCUUGAAAUUACACAAGCUAUCUUCGAGAUGAGAGAUGAUGUUUCCACACUCAAAUCCGACA
Asparagus officinalis (garden asparagus) is the source of this 1644-nucleotide messenger RNA. RefSeq lists its product as uncharacterized. The transcript is spliced from 3 exons. The record is from RefSeq and is a predicted model, not a curated record. Bases 1154 to 1588 code for a protein of 144 amino acids. Lineage: Eukaryota; Viridiplantae; Streptophyta; Magnoliopsida; Asparagales; Asparagaceae.